GCCACAGUCCUAUGGGCGUGAAGAAGGCAACCACAAGGCAGGCGUUGCUCUGUCCUAAGCCUGGCCGCUUGCUUCUGAGAAAGCAUCUCCCAAAGCGGAAGAGAUUCUCAGGUUCCAAAGCUCCUCUGGUGACCAGGCCGUGGUGGUCGGAACUGCCGGGCUGGAUUGCGCUGCAUGCUGAGCGAGGACCCGUACGCAAAUGCUGGGAAGGUCAUCGCCUCGUUCUGGACAGCCAGGAUGGCCGACGGCACGGGUGGUGCAGCAGGUGCUUCCACCGACCCGCAGCUGGUGAGACUGUUCUUGUUUGCCAUUCGGGGCUUCUUUUCCUGUUGGCCGUCCAAGCCAUGUCCGUGCGGGCAGCAGUGGACUCACUGAGGCGAUUUGGUGGCGACCACGAUGCAAUGGAGGCUGGACCUCGCCGUGUGCGCAGCGCUCGCGCACUGCUUGCACUAGGCGCAGCAGGAGGCUUCCUUGCUGCAUGCCUGGCCGGAGUGCUGAUGAUGCUGGUCGGGAGUCACGUCAACCGAGGCCGGGCUGUUGAGAUGAUGUCGCCUGGAAGCGUGGUGUUGAGAUUGCCAGUGGUGCGAAAGUCGAUGCCCCAUCCCAUCUCAGGUCGGAGUCGACAGCAUGCCCACGACCGCUUUUGGAGAAGGUAUGCUCAUUUGGCUGCGAAGUCUCCAUUUCCGGUGGAGAUCGACAUCAAGAACGAGGACGAUGUGAUAUAUUUCGGUGUCGUUGGCUUGGGGACUCCAAUUCAAGCCUUCCGCGUGGUUUUCGACACAGGCUCAGCCAAUCUUUGGGUGCCGUCUUCUGAGUGCAUCAACUGUGACACGACGAAGCUUCAUCGAAAGUUUGAUGGUCCCAGAUCAUCCACCUAUGAGCACUCCAACUACAUUGUCAAGCUCACCUACGGUACAGGCUCGUGCAAAGGUUACCUGGCACGGGACCGACUGUACCUCGGGAACGUCACGGUGGAGCAGGUUCCCUUCGUCGAGGCGGUGCAAGUGAGCUCCCCUUUCCCCAACUCUGACUUCGAUGGUAUCUUCGGGCUUGCUCUUUCCGGUCUGGCAUCACCAUCUGGUGUGCAAAGUCCUCUGGAAAGCUUGUUCAGAACCCACGGCAAGCAGAUGAAAGACCAGGUGUUUUCGUUUCAGAUGCCCAGCGACCCUAUGAAGCCAGGACAGCUCCUGCUUGGCGAAGUACCUAUGCAGCGGUACCCGCAAGGGAUCCGGUGGCUGGAUGUGAUGGAGACUCCGGGUGCUUCAGGCCGCAGCCCCUACAGUUAUUGGGCGGUGAGCAUGGACAAGGUCUCGUUCGCGGGGAUGUCUCUCACUGGUCGCGUAGGCCUCGUAGAUUCGGGCACCAGCUGCUUGGUGCUGCCUGGCCGCGAUGCGGAGCGCUUCUACGAUGCCGUGCGCGAGGCCCAGUACAGUGACACGCGAUGCAGUGCGUUGCCACCCUUGACGCUGACACUGGGUGGUCAGGACUACACGCUGACUGGCGAGGACUACGGCUUCGAACAGCUGGGAGGCUGUCAGGUCUGUGUCCAGGCCCGUGACAAAGAGAGGACAUGGAUUCUUGGCGAUGUCUUCCACCGCAAGUUUGCUGUCACCUACGACUUCGGCUCGCGGCCGCCAAGGAUUGGGUUGCCUCCCGGACGCCGUCCCUGGAAAAGCAAGUCCCUGGUCGGUUUCGGGCUUUGCGGUGUCGUCGCAGCCGCAUUGGGUUUUCUCGUGGCAUCGGCGCACAUCAGGCAAUUGCGCUUCCAUCGAGGUGUAGCGGCGCAGGCCGCUACCUCCCACGAACUGUCGCAAAGGUAG
Symbiodinium necroappetens is the source of this 1820-nucleotide messenger RNA. The record is from the annotation of a GenBank genome assembly. NCBI's taxonomy places the organism in Eukaryota, Dinophyceae, Suessiales, Symbiodiniaceae.